Messenger RNA from Elaeis guineensis (African oil palm), 1982 nucleotides. RefSeq names its product protein TRIGALACTOSYLDIACYLGLYCEROL 4, chloroplastic. Gene Ontology annotation, cellular component: chloroplast envelope. Gene Ontology annotation, biological process: ER to chloroplast lipid transport; acylglycerol transport. Lineage: Eukaryota; Viridiplantae; Streptophyta; Magnoliopsida; Arecales; Arecaceae. Gene Ontology annotation, molecular function: phosphatidic acid binding. The record is from RefSeq and is a predicted model, not a curated record.
GAUUAUGUGAUCUCCGGCCAUUCUUAUCCAAGACCAGCGAAUGAGGAGGGAAGGGCUCAAAGCCUAUAACCGCCGUUAAAAUUGCACGCCGUCUGAAAAGUUAACCGGCGUCUCUUUGGAGUCCUUGGUUGGAAGGAAGCGCUGGUGGAGGCUUAGUAGGGUUUUCGGUGGGGAAGAGCAGAUGCGGCGUCUCCAAUGGGCGACCGAUGGCGGCCUAUGGGAGCUGGACCGGGAGGCGCCGGUGACAAUGGAGGGGACGGCGAGGGCGGUCCCGGGCGACCCCCUACCCCUGGGUCUCUCCCGCGGCACCCGCAUAUCCCGCCCCAAGCAGCUGGACUUCAUGCACCGCUUCAUGGCCUCCCCCCUCGUCCCCUCCUUCGCCGGCAACCCCUCCAACGGCGGCCGUGGCCUCCUCCUCCACCACGCUCACACCGUCCAUCUUCUCGAGAACUGGUCUGCAACUGUUCUGGGGCAAUUCCAUAUACAGAAAUUUGUAUCUAUUAUCAAAGAGAGAGCAUCAAAUCACCUUGAGAAGACCUCAUGGCCUAAAACCAUUGCAAAGCACAUGCUUGAUAUAUUGUCUCUGGGAUUUGGUACGGAAUUCCUAGUCACACCAGAUUCUUCUUUUCUUCUUGAAGCAUAUGAUGUGAAGAAGGCAAAUCGAGGCAAAGCUAUCUUUCAUCACAAGCUUCCAAAACACAAUUUAACAUUGGAGGCGGCUUGGCCUGGACUUUUUGUUGAUAAGAAUGGGACAUACUGGGAUGUACCAUUGUCAAUGGCAAUUGAUCUUGCUUCAAUUACUGCUGCUUCUGGCUUAAGCUAUCAUUUAUGCUUACAGCAUAAUAGAGGACAACCAGAACACUUUGGUGGUGAUAAGAUGAGUGAUAAACCUAUGUCUCUACUGCCAGGGUUUUGUGCCAAGGCAGCCAUUUCCAUAAAAAAGAAUGUAGACCUAUGGAGAACAAAAGAAGGCAAGUUAAAAAUGGUCCAACCUUAUGAUGUGUUCCUCUCGGAUCCUCAUAUUUCAGCAUCAGGGAUUUUUGGUGCAGUGACCGGUGCAUUGCUGGGAGAUUGUUCAAAGAGGUUCUUUGUCAAGGACGAGUCACACAGACGCAAAACGAUCAGUUUCAGUUCCCAGAAAAAUAAAUUUGCACUAUUUUCUGAUGCCUUUGCAUCUGUUUCCUUCACGGCUCAACAUGGAAAUUUUCAAAGGCCUUUUCUUGAUCUCACAAGGUUAAAUGUCCGACUAGAUUUUCCUUCAGGUUCAACAUUCGUAAAUGGUGCUGCUCGUCUGGCUCAAGACUUUUAUCAUUCUCGGCAACCAGAUUCAGCAGCAAUGUGUGCUAUUUGUCCAGACAUGACAGUUGCUCUUCAGCAACAGAUGUGCAAUGCACAUGCCUAGAUGCUAGUGUUUUGUAAAUGAAGAGGACCUAUGAGCAUUGGAUACGCAUGGUGAAGAUGUUAUGUGCUGAGAAUGCUAUGUAGUAAAACCAGGAAGAACACGUAGAAUGAUAACGUUAUAGGGAGAAUAGGAGAUGAACAAAUUGAAGUGGUGAAGAAUUGUGGUAAUCACAUGGCAAAAAGACUAGAGGAGGCCCCAUUACGCCAAGGGCUAUAAUUUCUUCGAUGAUGUUGCAAGGAAUGCUACUUGAACAUAUUUGCAUUUUGGGAGGAUCUGUGGAUGAUUGUAAGCAUUGAGGAGCUAACCAUCUUCCACUUUUGUAUUUUUGUUUUUUUUCCUAUCUUGCAUUUAUCAUGCAAUUGCUUCAAGUGAAGCGACUAAAGACUAGAUGCUGUUUUCUUUUUUCAAGACAAGGAAGACUAGAUGCUGUUUGUGUGACAUCUUUUGCACUUCUAUCUAAUAAAUUUUUAUUUCUAAUUUUCUAGCUACAGUCAAUGGCUGCUAUUCAAACUUAGCAAUCUUAUUUGGAGAUGAUGUAAUUUUACCAAUUCUGAAUGCAUGGUUCACUUUUCUCUUUCAA